This is a messenger RNA of Candidozyma duobushaemuli, 2769 nucleotides long. RefSeq names its product glucan 1,3-alpha-glucosidase ROT2 (gene ROT2). NCBI's taxonomy places the organism in Eukaryota, Fungi, Ascomycota, Pichiomycetes, Serinales, Metschnikowiaceae. Gene Ontology annotation, cellular component: glucosidase II complex. Gene Ontology annotation, molecular function: carbohydrate binding; alpha-glucosidase activity. Bases 1 to 2769 code for a protein of 922 amino acids. Gene Ontology annotation, biological process: carbohydrate metabolic process; N-glycan processing. The record is from RefSeq and is a predicted model, not a curated record. The transcript has a single exon.
AUGCAGGGAUUUCAGUUGCUAGUAUUCUGCUGCAUUUGGCUCCAGGCCUGGGCAGCCAAGGACUAUUUAUUCAAAAACUGUGAUCAGCUGGGUUUUUGUUCCAGAAACAGGCACUACAGGCACCAGGUGGAGGCCUCAGGAAGCCAUAUUCCGUACUUUGUGGAUCCCCAAUCUGUCAAGGUGGAGGACAAGGUCACGGGUACAAUUCUCAAGAAGCUUGAGCUGAAUGAGCUUAUUUGGCUUCCUUUCGAGUUGUCGUUGCUUAAAGGAGACAACAUCAGAUUCAAGAUCGACGAGGACCGUUCCGACGUCCAUGUCAAGGGGGUCAAUCCAAAGAGAUAUGACGAGACCGCUCAAGCUAUUUUUGAUGGUCCAGAAGAACAAAAGAUUGAAUCCUUGGAGAAGGUCGAAGUGACGAAGGAAAAGGUUACAGUGGUUUACGGAAACCAGGACCAGUACAAGGCUGUGUUAGAUCUCAACCAGGUUGCCUUGACGGUUUAUUACAACGACGAGGCUCAGGUGUCGUUCAAUUCGAAACAACUUUUGAACUUUGAGCACUACAGACCGCAAAAGGAAAAUGAAAAGCACGUUCACAGCCAGUUGGAGCUGACUUUUGAUAUGUGGAAGGACUCUUUCGAAGAUGCUAAACACGAUACGCGCAAGUUUGGUCCGGAGUCCGUGGCUGUUGAUUUGGUAUUCAAUGGCUUUGAGCAUGUCUACGGUAUUCCAGAGCAUGCUGAUUCGUUGAGCUUGAAGGAUACCACCGAGACCCAAUGGCCAUACAGACUUUACAACGUGGACAUUUUUGAGUACUACGCCGAGUCGAGAAUGCCCAUGUACGGCUCUAUUCCCAUCAUGACUGCCUCCAAGCCUGAUGUUUCGGUAGGUGUUUUGUGGAUGAAUAGUGCAGACACCUUUGUUGAUGUCAGAAAGGGCAAGGAUGUCACCACACACUGGAUUUCCGAAGCUGGUGUGUUGGAUUUGGUUAUUCUGAUUGGCGAAAAGCCCGCCUCCAUCAACAACAACCUUGGUCUUUUGAGCGGUUUCGUGGCUUUACCCCAGCUUUUUGCUUUGGGCUACCACCAGUGUCGCUGGAACUACAACGAAGAAGAAGAUGUUUUGGACAUUAACAAAAAGUUUGACGAGCACGAAAUCCCUUAUGACGCGAUCUGGCUUGAUGUUGAUUACACAGACAAAAGACAAUACUUCACGUGGGAGCCAGAUGCUUUCCCAGAUCCAAUUAGGAUGUUGCGCAAGUUGGACCACACGGGACGUAAUUUGGUGAUUCUUAUCGAUCCACAUUUUAAGCUUGGCUAUGAGGUGAGUGAAUAUGUUGACAAGGCCGGUAUCGGCCACAAGGAUGCUCUGAACAACACAUACAAGCACCACUGUUGGCCAGGUGAGUCUGUUUGGAUCGAUUCCCUCAACCCUUCAGCUCAAGGUUACUGGGACAAACUCCACGAAAUGUCUAGCGAGAACAAGGUCUUGGGUGAAGCCGAAAAUAUCCAUUUUUGGAACGACAUGAGUGAACCAUCUGUGUUCGAUGGUCCUGAGACUACUGCUCACAAGGAUAACCUCCACUACGGAAACUGGGAACACCGCUCCUUGCAUAAUCUCGUCGGCAAGAGUUUCCAUGAGCUCACCUAUAAUGCUCUUCUUAAGAGAUACGAGGAUAAGACCAGACAGCGUCCUUUCAUCUUGACCAGAUCAUACUUCGCAGGCUCACAAAGAACUGCUGCCAUGUGGACUGGUGACAACAUGGCUAAGUGGGAAUAUCUCAAGACGUCGAUUCCGAUGGUGUUGACUUCCAAUGUGGUAAACAUGCCAUUUGCUGGUGCUGACGUUGGAGGAUUCUUUGGUGACCCUUCAAAGGAAUUGCUCACUAGAUGGUACCAAACAGGUAUUUGGUACCCAUUUUUCCGUGCACAUGCUCAUCUUGAUAGCAGAAGAAGAGAGCCCUGGGUUCCUGGAGAGCCAUUUACUGGUCACAUUAAGGAUGCAUUGAGAUUGAGAUAUGCCUUGCUUCCUGCCUUCUACACAGCCUUCUACGAGUCCAGCACCAACGGAUCUCCUGUAAUGAGGCCUCUUUUCUACGCCAAUCCCGAGAACCCAGACGUCUAUGGUAUCGAUGACCAGUUCUUUUUGGGUAACACCGGUUUGAUGGUUAAGCCAGUCACAGAACAAAACGCUCGUUACGUCCAGAUUUACAUUCCCGAUAACGAGGUGUACUACGACUACACAAAUAGUGUUCCUGGAAAGGCUAUCAAAGAUUCUUUGGGCUCAGUGAAGAAAGCAGUCAGUCUUGGAGACAUUCCUAUGUACAUAAAGGGUGGCUCUAUUCUUCCAAGAAAGGACAGGUACCGUCGUUCUUCUAAGCUUAUGCACAAUGACCCAUACCAUUUGGUUGUUGCUUUGGAUAAGGAUGGCAAUGCAGAAGGUUUGUUGUAUCUUGAUGAUGAGGAAUCGUUCAAGUACAGAGACGGCGACUUCGGCAUCGCUACAUUCGAGGCCAAGGACGGCAUCAUCAGUGGAAACUUUGUCUCAGGAAACCCUGAGUUUGCUGACCAGCUCGAGCACAUCUUCGUUGAGAAAAUCACGGUUUUGGGAGCUAACGAUGUCACCAGUGCUGAGAUCAGUCAGGAGGGCAAGACAAACCUGGGUUCCGUCAAGAAGCACGAUGGAUACGUCGAAAUUGUGGGCGCCAAGCUCCGUAUCAACAAGAGCUGGUCUGUGAAGUUACAGCAUUCCAGCGCUCACGAUGAGUUGUGA